Messenger RNA from Phyllopteryx taeniolatus (common seadragon), 1867 nucleotides. Its product is annotated as mis18-binding protein 1-like. The coding region runs from base 1356 to 1646 and encodes 96 amino acids. The record is from RefSeq and is a predicted model, not a curated record. The transcript has 4 exons. NCBI's taxonomy places the organism in Eukaryota, Metazoa, Chordata, Actinopteri, Syngnathiformes, Syngnathidae.
CCGAUCGUUGGUUUGACCUCCAGUCAAAUAACUCCAAAUCAAGCGACCAAAAGUCCUGCCAAAAUCACAUAGUUCGUCAUGUUAGAAUUUACACAAUAAAGGCCUACUUCUGGCACGAAACAGAGUGCUUUGACGCUCGCCGCUCAGCCCCACAACCGUCCAGAGACUCGGGAGAGGCCUCCCAUGAAAUCUGGAUUCCCACCGACCUUUUGUUUCAAAUAUUAGCCCGCGAGGUCGUAAUUAAGCACCCUAAAAGUCGCGCCAAAUUCACAGAGGUCCUCAUGUUACAAUUUAGGCAAUAAAGGCCAACUACUGCAGCGAAACUGAAUUUUUUGACGGUCGCCGCUCGGCCCAACAACCGUCCAGAGACUCGGGGUAGGACUCCCCUGAAAACUGGAUUCCCACCGAUCUAUUGUUUCAAAUCUUAGCCCACUAGGUCGUAAUUAAGCACCCUAAAAGUCGCGCCAAAUUCACAGGGGUCCUCAUGUUACAAUUUAGGCAAUAAAGGCAGACAUCCCCUGAAAGGUGGAUUCACAACGAUCGAGUUUGUCGAACAUCAGCCCACAAGCUCAAACUUAAGGGUUCAAAAGUUCUGCCGAAAUCACAUAGGUCGUCAUGUUACAAUUCAGUCAAUAAAGGCCUACUACUGGAGCGAAACGGAAUGCUUUGACGGUUGCCGCUCGGCCCCACAACCGUCCAGAGACCUGGGGAAGACCUCCCCUGAAAGGUGGAUUCACAACGAUCGAGUGUGUCGAACGUCAGCUCACUAGCUCAAACUUCUGGAAAUGGGGAAAUGGAGGAAGGCAUAAUAAUUGCUGUGUCCCAGUGUCCAGAACUUUGGGCCAAUAGAAAUAUACAGAGACGUCUCUGUGGGAGGCUUUCAAACUCCCUUUCAAAGCUCCCUGCUCAGCCUGAAAUAGACCUCGAAGUGCUCUUCCUGGAACGAGAAAGCUGAAGAACAAGUUUAAACUCAGUUACUGCCGUGAAAUUAGUGUGGGAUAUUCCCAUUCCUUGUUUGCUGCUGCGUCACAUCCUCCUCGUUAAAAGAAGCAAAGUUUGGAGGCUUUCUUUUCUCUUUUCCAAAGAUGACAAAUAAUGUACAUAUUGUCAAGUUGCGGUCCACUAGUGGGAAAGCCUAACGACUUCCUUCUGGGCUGAUGCAACACCACUUCCAAAUAUUGGAUGGCCGCACCCCCGUUGCUCUCAUCGUUGUCGUCCUUUCCAUAUGAGCAAGUGCAGUGUGAAAAGACCUUAACACCAUCAAAGUUAGAGAUGAGCUAACACUGACCCCCUAUCCCCCCCCCCCCCCCCCCCCACACUCCUUUUACCACCUUCGUUCCAAUGAUGAUGAGUAGAUGCUGUCCAUCUGGUCGGUUGGAGAAGAGGACUUGACAAUGGACAACCUGGAGCCCCUGACACCUGAGUCACUACAUUUCCCUCGAGUGAAGACUCCUCGGUGUCUACUUGCCACUCCUGGAAUGGUUUAUUCACCAAACAGUUCAAAGAAUGAGGACCUGUAUGUCUUUCAACUCCAGAAAAUGAAGAAACCAAAUCAGGUCAACGGCUGCAAACAAGUUCCAGCGAAGAGCUUCUCGCCCAUACCAGCAGUCAAACGAACAACGGGAAAAUUUGAAAUCCCAGAAUGAUGACCAUUUGAGCUGGCUCCAGGUGUCGCCUCCAGACGGCGUCCCACAUUCCUGAAUUCAAUGCCUAUAGUGGCUCCCCGCAGUCCUCUUCUUCCUUGACAUCUGUUCUUUAUUGUCUCCAGACACACCCUGAUGGGGGGGCUUUCCUGCAAUAAACUCCUACCCCCUUAUCUGAUUAUAUUGCACUACACAUCCUUGCUUACCUUCCAAACUAGUUACAC